ACACCCACAAUUAAAGAUGAACUUUGUGUGAACUAAUUUAUCUGAGGGAGGAGAAGGUAGCCGGCUGCCCGCAGCCCUGGCGGCCUAUAAAAGCCGCCGGAUGAGCAGCCCGGAGCCUCAGUGUCUGACAGAUCACCUGAACCGAGCGUCGUUCCCGGGAAGAAGCUGCAAGCAUGGCUCUGAGUGCGCUGCUCGCGACCUUCCUGUGCACCAUCGUGCUGCCGGUCCUGCUGUUUCUGGUGGCGGUGAAGCUGUGGGAGGUUUACACGAUCCGCGGACGAGACCCCGGCUGCCCGAGCCCGCUGCCCCCCGGGUCCAUGGGGUUGCCCUUCAUAGGGGAGACGCUGCAGCUCAUCCUCCAGAGGAGAAAGUUCCUGCGGAUGAAGCGGCAGAAGUACGGCUACGUCUACCGCACGCACCUCUUCGGGAGCCCCACGGUGCGCGUCAGCGGCGCGGACAACGUCAGGCAGAUCCUGCUGGGCGAGCACAAGCUCGUGUCCGCGCAGUGGCCCGCGUCCGUGCGCGCCAUCCUCGGGUCGGACACGCUGUCGAACCUGCACGGAGCCCAGCACAAGACCAAGAAAAAGGCCAUGAUGCGGGCCUUCUCCAGGGAGGCUCUGGAGCUCUACAUCCCCAUAAUCCAGGAGGAGGUGCGUGCUGCUGUGGACGGCUGGCUGGCCACGGACCCCUGCACGCUGGUCUACCCAGAGAUGAAGCGGCUCAUGUUCCGCAUAGCCAUGAGGAUCCUGCUGGGCUUCGAGCCCGAGCAGAUCCAGCGGGACCAGCAGCAGCUGGUGGAGGCUUUUGAGGAAAUGAUCAAGAAUCUGUUCUCUCUGCCCAUCGAGGUGCCGUUCAGCGGACUGUACAGGGGUCUGAAGGCGAGGAACUUCAUCCACUCCAAGAUCGAGGAGAACAUCAAGAAGAAGGUGCAGGAGUCCGACACGGGGUCCAACCACAGAGAUGCUCUGCAGCAGCUCAUAGACAGCAGCAAGCAGAGCGGGGAGCCCUUCAGCAUGCAGGCCAUCAAGGAGUCUGCUACCGAGCUGCUGUUUGGGGGCCAUGAAACCACAGCCAGCACGGCCACGUCUCUGCUCAUGUUCCUGGGCCUGAACCCGGAGGCCGUGGAUAAACUGAGGCAGGAGCUGAAGGACAAGGAGGAGCAGGGCAUAGACAUCCACAGCCUGAACAUCGAGCGUCUGGAGCAGCUGAAGUACACGGAGUGCGUCAUCAAGGAGACGCUGAGGCUCAACCCUCCGGUUCCCGGGGGAUUCCGGGUGGCCCUCAAGACCUUCAAACUCGGCGGCUACCAAAUCCCCAAAGGCUGGAACGUCAUCUACAGCAUCUGCGACACCCACGACGUGGCCGAGAUCUUCCCCAACAAGGAGGACUUCCAGCCGGAGCGCUUCAUGGCCAAGCCGCCGGCCGACUCCUCCAGGUUUCAGUACAUCCCGUUCGGGGGCGGCUCCAGGAUGUGCGUUGGGAAAGAAUUCGCCAAGGUGCUGCUGAAGGUCCUCCUGGUGGAGGUGGUCACAAAGUGCCACUGGACUCUCCUCAAUGGGCCGCCCACCAUGAAGACCGGACCGACCGUCUAUCCUGUGGACAAUCUGCCAACCAAGUUCACCAGUUACGCGCAAAACUCGGUGUAAGGACUGCGUUUCCUAAAGUGUCAUUUAAGGUUUUCCAAAAGUCUAAAAUCAUGUGUUUCUCCUCCCCAUCUGGAGGGAACUGUAAUCAAGGCACUUGGAGGUUUUGGAAGCACUCGAGUAUUUUUAGGAGAUACAAAAGACCGAAAAAGUGUCAAUGCAGCUUGUUUGGCAUGAAUUGUAAAUAUUUUAGAUGAUUUGAAAAUGUUUUUUUUUUACAUUUUAUAUGCUCAUGAAUGCCUUGGAUUUGUAUAUAUGAAUAAACAAGAUGCACUAUCCACAUACAUGGAAGACUUUAUUCAGCUCAGAGGUGUGUCUAUAGGGUUGUGUAUAUAAACUGGAGUCUGUAUCUGAUCCCAUCUUAUUUAAGUGACUUGUUUUUAUUGUAUGGGCUUUUAUUUAAUAAAAGUGUUAUGGGGUAAAUUUCUUCUCUAUUUUCAUUCAAACAUCCACAUACACACACAGUGGGCUGCUGACUCACACCUGAAGAGAAAGA
Messenger RNA from Betta splendens (Siamese fighting fish), 2139 nucleotides. RefSeq names its product cytochrome P450 26A1 (gene cyp26a1). Gene Ontology annotation, molecular function: monooxygenase activity; oxidoreductase activity, acting on paired donors, with incorporation or reduction of molecular oxygen; heme binding. The record is from RefSeq and is a predicted model, not a curated record. The transcript is spliced from 7 exons. Bases 174 to 1646 code for a protein of 490 amino acids. NCBI's taxonomy places the organism in Eukaryota, Metazoa, Chordata, Actinopteri, Anabantiformes, Osphronemidae. Gene Ontology annotation, biological process: sterol metabolic process.